AAUAUUGGGCGCCACUAGGGUGCCUGGCAUUUCAAAAUCGUUCCGUUUCGUUGUCGGCACUUUAACCUUAUUUAACCCACGGUAAUUGAAUUAAUAGGGAGAAGCGGCGGGCCCCUCGAAAGGGAACAGGGGGGGAUUCUCCUUUAGCCCUCCUUCCCGAGAAUCAGACAAUACCGCGGAGUGGGCUGGCUUUCAUGUUAUAAGUUCGUUGCUUCUUUUUUAUUCUCAUCGGCACGAAGGACGCACACUCCUGCCUCUUGUAUUCACAGUAAAAGCUGACGAAUUGGCAAUCCGGGAAAAAUGCCCAGUAAGCAAAGUCCUGGAGUUGAAUAUCCGCACAUUGUAUUGCUGCGGAGCAGGAGAAUCUCUUUCGCUCGCUGAAUCAUACGGAUCACCUGUUUUUUCCGCCUGUUGUCUUUUUCGUUUAUGUAUUGCCGAAAGAAGGACGUUACGUUUUUCCAAAAGGAGGCGGCAUCCUUCACUUUGCAUCAUUUUUCUUUUUUUUUACAAGAACCAUCAGAGCGGCACCUUGGCGGCGGGAAUAUUAAAAGAAAUUGACGAGGACACGCGGAACCUGUAGGGACCGGGGAUGGACGAUGGGAUGCCCUUCCUCUCAACAAUGAAAAGUCUUUUGGCCAUUGUCUGUCUGGUUAGCUUUUACUGCCAGAUAAGUCUUUCGCAGACCACAGCAGGAACCCUGAAAGAGUCCGAAACAAAUGACAACAUCACGAUAUUCACUAGGAUCUUGGACAGGCUGCUGGACGGUUAUGAUAACCGACUACGCCCUGGAUUGGGAGAGAAAGUAACGGAGAUCAAGACGAACAUCUUCGUCACUAGUUUCGGCCCGGUUUCAGAUACCGAAAUGGAAUACACGAUAGACGUGUUUUUCCGGCAAAGCUGGAAAGACGAGCGGCUUCGUUUCAAAGGUCCGAUGGAGAUGCUUCCUCUGAACAACCUUCUGGCCAGCAACAUCUGGACGCCCGACACCUUCUUCCUCAACGGCAAGAAAUCCAUCGCACACAACAUGACAACUCCGAAUAAGUUACUGCGUCUGAAGGACGACGGGACGCUGCUGUACACCAUGAGGUUGACCAUAUCAGCGGAGUGUCCCAUGCAGUUAGAAGAUUUCCCCAUGGAUGCUCAUGCCUGCCCCCUGAAGUUCGGGAGCUAUGCCUAUCCGGUCUCAGAGGUGGUAUAUACCUGGACACUGGGAGCAGCCAAAUCCGUGGUGGUGGCCGAGGACGGCUCCCGACUAAACCAGUACCACCUUAUCGGGCAGACUGCCGGCACCGAGGAGAUCUUCACUAGCCGGGGUCAGUACACCGUCAUGAUGGCGCGUUUCUACCUGAAGAGGAAGAUCGGCUACUUUGUGAUCCAGACGUACAUGCCCUGCUUCAUGACCGUCAUACUGUCCCAGGUGUCCUUCUGGCUCAACCGAGAGUCUGUACCGGCUAGGACCGUCUUCGGUGUGACCACGGUGUUGACCAUGACCACCCUCAGCAUCAGUGCCCGCAACUCUCUGCCCAAGGUGGCCUACGCCACCGCCAUGGACUGGUUCAUCGCCGUGUGCUACGCCUUCGUCUUCUCAGCGCUGAUUGAGUUUGCCACUGUCAACUACUUCACAAAGAGGAGCUGGGCAUGGGAUGGGAAGAAGGCCAUGGAGGCGCAGCAGCCCAAGAAGAAGGACCCGCUGACGUUAUCGAAGAAGCCCAACAACGCCUGUUCAGCUGGAGGUGUCAACUAUACGACCAACAUCACCAAAGACACAGCCAUCGCCACCAUCUCCAACAGCACCUCCGUGCCACUGAAGACUGCUGAAGCCAAGGCUCCUGACCCCAAGAAGACAUACAACAGCGUGAGCAAGAUUGACAAGAUGUCCAGGAUUGUGUUCCCGGUUCUUUUUGGGACCUUCAACCUGGUCUACUGGGCCACAUACCUCAACCGAGAGACGGUGGUCAAUGGGGCUAUGUCAUCUACAUAAAGCUCUACAGCUUCCAGGCCCCCCGACUUCAGCCAUAUUGUUCCACAAACUGGAUUACCAUAGAAACCAGUGUCAAGCACUGAAGACUUGCUCUAGUCAUAAGUUGUGAGAACUUUUUUUUUCAUAAAUUGCAUGAAAUGCCAUGUCUGCCUUGACUAUUUCUACUUUAUAUUAGUCGAUUAGUUUUUCUGGAAGAAUCUGCAUUCUGUUCAUCCCAGCGUGAAUCGUCAUCAUUGCCAAUUAAUGUCACGCCCCCCCCCGGAGAUGGGGGCCACAUAGCAUUUGACACAUACAUCUUAGUCAUUGUGAAAAAAAUGGGUCAUAUUGGAAGCAUAGGUAAAGCAAGUCAAACGCUAUGCAAACAUUUUAUACCAGGCCGUUCCACAGAACACCCCCGCUGUAGUUACUGACGCUGGCUUGCGGCUUCACUUAUUUAAGAGCGGAAUAUGAAACUGAAUGACACAGCUUAAAGAACAGCUAUGGAACAUGCCCCCCCCCCCCCCCC
Brienomyrus brachyistius is the source of this 2486-nucleotide messenger RNA. It is a transcript of the gene gabra5, whose product is annotated as gamma-aminobutyric acid type A receptor subunit alpha5. Gene Ontology annotation, biological process: monoatomic ion transmembrane transport; gamma-aminobutyric acid signaling pathway; signal transduction. Lineage: Eukaryota; Metazoa; Chordata; Actinopteri; Osteoglossiformes; Mormyridae. Gene Ontology annotation, molecular function: GABA-gated chloride ion channel activity; benzodiazepine receptor activity; inhibitory extracellular ligand-gated monoatomic ion channel activity. Bases 590 to 1981 code for a protein of 463 amino acids. The transcript is spliced from 10 exons. Gene Ontology annotation, cellular component: synapse; GABA-A receptor complex; neuron projection. The record is from RefSeq and is a predicted model, not a curated record.